Messenger RNA from Bombyx mori (domestic silkworm), 4626 nucleotides. It is a transcript of the gene stmA, whose product is annotated as protein EFR3 homolog cmp44E. The coding region runs from base 1345 to 3831 and encodes 828 amino acids. The transcript is spliced from 21 exons. Lineage: Eukaryota; Metazoa; Arthropoda; Insecta; Lepidoptera; Bombycidae. The record is from RefSeq and is a predicted model, not a curated record. Gene Ontology annotation, biological process: protein localization to plasma membrane. Gene Ontology annotation, cellular component: plasma membrane.
UAUAUGUAUGGUGUUUACUGUCUCUGUAAUGUAAUGGCGUUUCAGUCAUCAUUGGGUCAAGACGGGCGGAGAGAAGGCGUAUUUCUGUCUGCGCACUUAUCACCUUUUGGUUCUGCUAGCUAGUGAUUCAGUUGGUUCUGUGAUGAAUCAAACAAGCAAAGGGCAAAGUAUUUUAACAUUUUACUAGAACAAUGUUACCACCGGCACUUGUAAAAUCUUUAAGGAGGAAAGUCACUACUGCUGGUCGGAGAAAGGACGAGGUAGAAUAGUAGAACAAAAUGUAAUACAUAUGCACAUUUUAUUUGAUUGCCAAGUUCAUCGUUCGCGCGGGUCUGGUCGCCAAUCUGGUGGCUAGAUCAGUUUUUCUUAUCCCACCCGCCAUCUCCAGUGGAGGGCGGAAGUCUGGCGAUUUCCUUCUGAUAAAAUAAAAAUAAAAACUCACCACCAAUAUACAUAUUUGCUAAGUAAAAAGAGCUAAGUUUUGCGUAGAGCUGCACGUCGACAAUAAUUCGUCGAAUGUAUUUGAAUUAAAUGUCUGACGUCGAUGCUUCGGCAUUCUUCAAAGGGUUUUCAUCAGAAUUAAAUUAUAGACUAACAAUAUCCAACGUUAAGGUAUCUUUAUUCGGGUUUAUUUUCUCAUGAGAAAACUACUUCAACUCAUGAAAGACAAUAAAUAAUAGGACAUUAGAAUCGCCUACAAGUAGAUGUCUGAUAUUUCUGAAUUCUGUGACUUUCGGAAAAACCUGGACGUAGUGGUACCACGACUAGUCUCGAACUUGUAACAUCUUGAUUAGGACGCAAAAUAUUGAUAUAAUAUCGCCAAGCUACAAACGCACUGUUAUAUCAGAUGAUAACAAACAAUAUCAGACACCUAUAAAUUGGUUGAAUUAUGUUGUAAAGAUAACAGUUAUUUUACGAUAAGAGAUUAUAGAUUGAAACAUUUUGAACGGUAUUUUCUAAGGAUCGUUGUACAUUCCCGCAAGAACCCUGUGUGAAAACGAGACUGCGAUAGUGGAGCGUACCUACAUAUCGGCGGCUUCCUACCGCGUCCUUCGAUCCUCGCUGGCUUUUCAAUGUAACAAUAAAACAGCUGUGACAGUGAACCCCGGGUGCGAGGUGUCGCGAUUACCGUAUUUAUCUCGUGGAGUGAUCUCGCAUACUUGAUAAUUGUAGGAUGUAGAAACUAGUGCGCCAGCAAGUCACGUGCCGCUUGUAGUAAGCAGUAGCAGCCGUAGGGCACGGAGUACAUGUGACUGAAAAAAAAUAUGUUUGAUGUUUCAAGAUUGAUAUACUUAACGUAAUCUAUUUUUUUUUUGCUUAAAACAAGUGCAAUAAUAACAGACUAUGGUGUUACAGAACACAUCUGUAGUUCGGAUUUUUGGUUGUUGCGGCUGCUGCUCUGCGCUGCGGCCGCGCUACAAGCGCCUCGUCGACAACAUCUUCCCGGCGUCACCCCAGGAUGGACUCGUUAAAUCUAACAUGGAAAAGCUCACUUUCUACUCCUUAUCCAGUCCGGAAAAACUGGACAGGAUCGGAGAGUAUCUCUUCCAGAAAGCUUCCAGGGAUAUUUAUAGAAGGAGACACGGAUUCGUAAUAAUAGCGAUGGAGGCGAUGGACCAGCUGCUGGUCGCGUGCCACUCGCAGACCCUCAAUCUCUUCGUGGAAAGCUUCCUCAAAAUGGUUCAGAAAUUACUGGAGUCCACUGACCCGCAGCUGCAGAUCCUCGCCACACAGAGUUUCGUUCGGUUCGCGAACAUCGAGGAGGACACGCCGUCCUACCACCGCCGCUACGACUUCUUCGUGUCCAAGUUCAGCGCCAUGUGCCACAGCAACCACGGGGAGCCGGGCCCCCGGGACCGGAUCCGCCUAGCCGGGAUACAGGGCCUGCAGGGCGUCAUCAGGAAGACGGUGUCGGACGACCUGGUGGAGAACAUAUGGGAGGCGCAGCACAUGGACAAGAUAGUCCCCUCGCUGCUGUACAACAUGCAGUCGGCGGAGAAGUACGAGACGGUGUCGUGCGCGGAGGGCGGCGGCGCGGGCGGCGAGGAGGGCGAGGAGGAGUCCCCGCCGCGGCUGGCGGAGGCCUGCCUGCGCGACCUGCUGGCGCGCGCCUCCUUCGGACACAUCCGCUCCGUGCUGCGGCCCGUGCUCACGCACUUCGACCGGCACGACCUGUGGAUACCGACCGACUUCGCCGUCCACGUCUUCAAAAUCAUCAUGUUCUCGAUACAGGCGCAGUACUCGUACAGCGUGGUGGAGGCGCUCAUGCAGCAGCUGGAGGCGGGGCGCGGGGGGGUGCGGGCGGCGCGCGCGGCCGUGCUCGCCGCCAUCGUCGGCAUCGCCGCCGGGGACAGCGUCGGUCCCUCCGUGCUGGAGAUCAUCAACAACAUCCUGACCAACCUGCGCGCGUCCGUGGCGCGGGGAGCCGAGAAGGAGACCGAGGAGAAGCUGUACCAGGAGGCGCUGAUCAACGCGCUGGGAGAGUUCGCGGACCACCUGCCGGACUACCAGAAGAUCGACAUCAUGAUGUUCAUCGUCAACAAGGUGCCCGGCGCCGCCAAGCCCAGCCGCGCCGACGCCAUGCUGCAGCACAUCCUGCUCAAGUCGCUGCUCAAGGUCGGGGCUACUUACAAAACAACAGAGCUUUCGAAAGCCUUCCCCGCAGCAUUCCUGGAAGCUCUGCUCCGACUGUCCAGCGCCACGGAGCCGUCCACUAGGGUGCUGCUGCAGCGGAUCCUGCACACGCUGCUGGACAGGAGGGACAACGUGCCGAGACUCGCCGUCGUCACGCUGGACUACGACGCCGCGGGCCUCUCCGUGGAGAAGUGCUCCCGACAGGACCUCAUCUUCAUCAGCAAGCACGGAUACGCCAUAUUCAGCGCGCUGUAUGAAGGGCUGCAGCUGGAGUCCAACAGCACGGAGAACAUCGCGUGCAUCUACACCACCAUCGCGCUGCUGUGCGUCGAGCUGGCGGCCGACGACACGCUGUGCGACCUCAUGCUGCUCAUCCUGGCCAUCCAGCAGUCGAGCAUAUCGAACCCCGUGCUGUCGGUGUCGCAGCAGUGCCAGCUGCAGGCCGUCAGCAUCUCCUUGGCCGCGCUGCUGCCGCACGUCGCCAAGCUGCCCCGCCUCGCCGACUACAUCCACAAGGUGGUGGAGGCUCGUCGCGAAGAGUGCGGUCACCUGCUGCCGCCCCUCCAGCACGAGUACCGACUGUCUGACCCGACUCUGCUGCCGGCCAAGGUGCCCUACCUCAUGAUGGACCAGAUGGCGAUAUCGGAGUGCCUGAAGGCGAGCGGCGUGGAGUGCGGGCGGCUGCAGGGCGCCGCGCCCUACUGCGGGGGAGGGCCGCUGCAGCACCGACACAGCUGGAUCGAGACCGGCGCCGCGGCGGGGCGGGACAGCCUGGCGGACAUCGCGGCCGGCACCGAGCCCGACAGCGCCGCCAGCUCACCCACACUCGCAAGGCGCAGCGACAGUGGGUUCUGGUUCCGCGGACACGAGGACGACCGCGCCAGCACCUCCAGGCACGGGAGGAGGUUUGAGGGAGACACGCAGGCGCCGGCGGAGUGCGCUGGGGUGAGCCUGGAGGCGCUGCGGCGCGCGGCGGAGGGCGGGUCGGGGGCGGAGCGCCGGGACGCGGCGCAGCGCCGCCGGGCACUCAACCUCGCCUUCCGCACCGCGCCCUUCCACCACCUCAUGCAGGUCACGCAGCCCAAGUACGAGAUCCAAGAGAAGCUGGAGGAGAUCUUCCGCUCGGUGUCGGAGGAGCCGCUGCUGGCGCCCUCCCUCAAGUCGGGCCCGCCGCUGCCGGACCUCUGCCUCUACUGAGGAGUCGCGCGCCGCCGGCUGCCUCACCCUGUACUGUAGUUGCCUUGUUACGUGAUGGUUGUACUUGUUAUUUAAUGUAUUAAUGUAAUCGAAUAAUCUUGACUUUCCUAAGAAAUAUUGUAAAAAGAAAAUAAAAAUGACCUAUAAAUUAGUAAUUACGUAGUUGUCGACGGACCCCCGCCGGCCCCCCGCCGGAGCACCUCCCCAACCCCCCACCCCGCCCCGUAAUAACAGAAUACAAAUAAUAAUUAUGUAAUAAUUUAUAAUGAAUCCAACUCUUAGAAUCUCUAAUAUGUUUUAAUGUAAUUAAGAACGAUUGAACUGUUAACUCCCCGCAUUCAAUUAUUGACGUCUUUGUAUGUGCAGUCGUAUUCUGGUUUAAAAUUUGUCGGAUCCAUCUCCCCUUGUUGUGUUGAGUGUCACUUGAUGUUUAUUUUAUUCUAAUUUACGUUUUUAUAUAGUCAAUUAAACAUUCAAACAUGAGUUGUAAUAAAAAAAAUAGUGUACCGUUAUUAUUAUUCUAAUUAUUGACUGAAGGAACAUUCCAGUGUUGUGCAUGGUCGGCGCGGACCACUUCCAAUGAUCAAGUGUCGCUCUUGUUAUAUAUCCACGCGUCAAGACACUGGGAGGGCGGGACCGUCCCGAUGCGUGUGGACACCCCCUUGGUGACCCCCCACGUGUGGACGUUACUUAAGUAAAUGUAAAUUGAACGCGGGUAGGUCGGCGUGCGGUCCGCAGUUGACGGUGAUUGUUCUUUUGCUUCGGUUGUGUAUUCAAUAAAUGAAACUGAACUAA